AUGGAGAGAAGGUAUGGAGGAGUCGGCCGCUGCAAGUGCUCAUUCUGGUUCGCAGUGGCCCACGACAUACUCGGCGUCUUCAUCAUGAUGGUGGGGGUGUUUGGAGGCCUGGUCAUCCACGACUUGUUUAUCUACGCGGGGGCUAUCAUCAUCUUCCUCAGCCUGAUCUGGUGGGUGUUCUGGUACUCCGGGAACAUCGACGUGCCACCCGAGGAGCUGGAGGACGACGUGGGCCUGAUCAAGCUGAGGAACCGCAGACUCAGCCAGGCGGUGAGGCGCAUGUCUAACCGCCUCUCCAGCAGGAUCGGGAACUCUUUCAGAAAGACUGGCCGGUCCGUCAGGGAGGGCCACGCAGGCAGCAACAGAUCUGCAAACAACGGUGCGGAUGUGUCGCUCUCCACCAUCUAUGAUACCACCAUCAGCUCCUCGUCGAAGGAACUAGUGAGAGAGUCAUUGUCAUUGUGA
Molecule: messenger RNA, 465 nt
Organism: Chelmon rostratus (copperband butterflyfish)
Lineage: Eukaryota; Metazoa; Chordata; Actinopteri; Chaetodontiformes; Chaetodontidae
Product: transmembrane protein 238-like
Exons: 1
Coding region: 1-465 (154 amino acids)
Source: RefSeq, a predicted model, not a curated record